This is a messenger RNA of Vombatus ursinus (common wombat), 8002 nucleotides long. RefSeq names its product calcium voltage-gated channel subunit alpha1 H (gene CACNA1H). Gene Ontology annotation, cellular component: neuron projection; voltage-gated calcium channel complex; plasma membrane. The transcript is spliced from 33 exons. The record is from RefSeq and is a predicted model, not a curated record. Gene Ontology annotation, molecular function: voltage-gated sodium channel activity; low voltage-gated calcium channel activity. Gene Ontology annotation, biological process: membrane depolarization during action potential; calcium ion transmembrane transport; neuronal action potential. Bases 16 to 7041 code for a protein of 2341 amino acids. NCBI's taxonomy places the organism in Eukaryota, Metazoa, Chordata, Mammalia, Diprotodontia, Vombatidae.
UUCGAGCAUGUUAGCAUGCUGGUCAUCCUUCUGAACUGCGUGACCUUGGGCAUGUUCCAGCCCUGUGAGGAUGUGGAAUGCCAGUCAGAGCGCUGCAAUAUCCUGGAGGCAUUUGAUGACUUCAUCUUUGCCUUCUUUGCGGUGGAAAUGGUCAUCAAGAUGGUUGCCCUGGGGAUCUUUGGCCAGAAGUGUUACCUGGGAGACACAUGGAACCGGCUAGAUUUCUUCAUCGUCAUGGCUGGCAUGAUGGAGUAUUCACUGGAUGGACACAACGUCAGCCUUUCUGCCAUCCGAACCGUCCGCGUUCUCCGGCCACUCAGAGCCAUUAACAGGGUGCCAAGCAUGCGGAUCCUGGUGACAUUGCUGCUGGACACGCUGCCUAUGCUGGGCAACGUCCUUCUCCUCUGUUUCUUUGUGUUCUUCAUCUUUGGCAUCGUGGGUGUGCAGCUCUGGGCUGGACUUCUGAGGAACAGAUGCUUCCUGGACAACAACUUUGCCAGGAAUAACAACCUGACCUUCCUGAACCCCUAUUACCAGACGGAUGAAGGUGAGGAGAACCCUUUCAUUUGCUCUUCACACCGUGACAAUGGCAUGCAGAAGUGUUCACACAUCCCCAUCCGCCGGGAGCUACGAGUAGAGUGUACACUAGGCCUGGAGGCUUACAGCCGCUCCUUGGAGAAUCCCGAUGGUGGUGGCCGAAACUCCUGCAUCAACUGGAACCAAUACUACAACGUGUGCAGGACAGGUGACUUCAACCCGCACAAUGGAGCCAUCAACUUCGACAACAUUGGCUACGCCUGGAUCGCCAUCUUCCAGGUUAUAACCCUGGAAGGCUGGGUUGACAUCAUGUAUUAUGUCAUGGAUGCACAUUCUUUUUAUAAUUUUAUAUAUUUUAUAUUACUAAUAAUCGUGGGCUCUUUCUUCAUGAUCAACCUGUGCCUGGUGGUGAUCGCCACGCAGUUUUCAGAAACGAAGCAGCGUGAGAACCAGCUGAUGCAGGAGCAGCGGGCCCGCUACCUGUCCAACGACAGCACCAUCGCCAGCUUCUCGGAGCCAGGCAGCUGUUACGAGGAGCUCCUCAAAUACAUCGGCCACAUCUUCCGCAAAGUGAAGCGGCGGACCCUCAGGCUAUACGCCACUUGGCAGAAGAAGCGCCGGGAGAAGGUCAACCCCAACGGCGCCCUCCACGGACAGGGGGUCGGGCGCCGUGGUCGCAAACGGGUCCCCUCCAUCCACCACCUGAUUCACCACCAUCACCACCACCACCAUCAUCACUACCACAUCAGCAACGGGAGCCCUAGGGGCCCCUGCGGUAGCCCUGAGGUCCGCGGGGACACGGAGCCUAGAGCGGGGAAGCCCGGCACCCGGCUCAUGCUGCCGCCUCCCCCGUCCCCUGGCCCACAGGGACUCCCAUCCCCACCUCAUGAUGCUGAGUCAGUUCACAGCAUCUACCACGCUGAUUGCCACGUGGAAGCCCCCCAAGAUCAGGGCAGCCGAGUGUCCCGGGCUGCCGCAGGGCUCAAACUGGCCACCGGACUCGGUGGCAUGAACUACCCCACCAUCCUGCCUUCACCUUCAGGGGGCAAGGGUAAUUUGGCUCUGGGUCCUGUGGGGAAGAAGGGCAGUGGGCCGCCUGUCCCUGUAGUGAACAACAGCUCUGUGAGUUUGAGUGCUGACGCCUAUGGGAAGCUGCAACACUUGGUUGGGGAACAUGGCCUCUGCAGGGCUCCCAGCCGGCUGUCAGGCCUGAAUGUGCCCUGUUCCCUGCCCAGCCCCCAAGCAGCCAUGCUGACGUGUGAACUGCAGAACUGUCCGUAUUGUGCCAACAUCUUGGAGGAUCCUGAGUUUGAGUUGAGUGAGUUGGAGACCUACGACUCAGACACCAAUGGCGUUUAUGAGUUCACACAAGACCUGCGGCAUGGCGACCACCGAGACCCCAUCCAGCAGCCACAGCAGGCCCAGCCCCAGAGCGGGGCAAGGCGGCGGGGAGGGUCCCACAGGAAGAAGGCGGCUGGAGAUCGCAGUGGGGUGGCCUGUCUCUGGGCAGCCUUCGGGAACAAACUCAAGCGAAUUGUGGACAGCAAGUACUUCAACCGGGGCAUCAUGAUCGCCAUCCUGAUAAACACCCUCAGCAUGGGCAUAGAACACCAUGAGCAGCCUGAAGAGCUGACCAACGCCUUGGAGAUCAGCAACAUCGUCUUCACCAGCAUGUUUGCCCUGGAGAUGCUGCUGAAGCUGUUGGCCUUUGGGCUUCUGGGCUACAUCAGGAAUCCUUACAAUAUCUUUGACGGCAUAAUCGUUGUGAUCAGUGUCUGGGAAAUUAUCGGGCAGUCAGAUGGGGGUCUGUCGGUACUCCGGACCUUCAGGCUCCUUCGGGUGCUGAAGCUGGUACGGUUCAUGCCAGCCCUUCGACGACAGCUGGUGGUGUUGAUGAAGACUAUGGAUAACGUCGCCACCUUCUGUAUGCUGCUGAUGCUGUUCAUAUUUAUCUUUAGCAUCCUGGGUAUGCAUCUCUUCGGGUGCAAAUUCAGCUUGAAAACUGACACUGGAGAUACCGUCCCAGACAGGAAGAACUUUGACUCCUUGCUGUGGGCCAUUGUCACUGUGUUCCAGAUUCUCACCCAAGAAGACUGGAAUGUUGUGCUUUAUAAUGGCAUGGCCUCCACCUCCUCUUGGGCUGCUCUCUACUUUGUGGCCCUGAUGACUUUUGGCAACUACGUGCUGUUCAACCUGCUAGUAGCCAUCCUGGUGGAGGGCUUCCAGGCAGAGGGGGAUGCUAAUAGAUCUGACACAGAUGAGGACAAGACAUCAGCCAACUUCGAGGAAGAUUUUGAAAAACUGAGAGAUCUACGAGCCACAGAGAUGAAGAUGUAUUCACUGGCAAUGACACCCAAUGGGCAUCUGGAGGGACGUGGCACCCUGCCUCCACCUCUCAUCACACGUACUGCAGCUACACCCAUGCUGACACCCAAGAGCUCCCCCAACAUGGAUUCUGUCCCCAACCUCCUGGACUCACGCAGAGGCAGCAGUGUCUCUGUGGACCCCCAGCACUAUGACCAGAAGUCAAUGUCCAGCCUGCGCAGCUCUCCCUGUGCCAACUGGGGCCCCAGCAGUGCGUGGGGCAGCAGGCGCUCCAGCUGGAACAGCCUGGGCCGGGCGCCCAGCUUAAAGAAAAGCCAGUGUGGGGAGCGCGAGUCCCUCCUCUCCGGGGAGGGCAAAGGCAGCACAGACGAGGAGUCGGAUGACGCCAAGCCGGGCUCAGCUGGCCGGGCGUCCCAACUGCGCCGGGCCGAGUCCCUGGACUACCGAAGUACGUCAGACCUGCGGGAGGGGCUCCAACGGCUGCCCCCACGCCCAACUGCUCUGCUGCCCCGGGAGUGCCGGGACUGCAAUGGACAGAUGGUGCACGUGCCCAGCGAGUUCUUCCUCCGCAUCGACAGCCACAAGGAGGACCCUUCAGACUACGAUGAUGACAUGGAUGAUAGCUACUGCUUCCGACUAAAGAAGAUGUUGGAGCCCUACAAGCCAGAAUGGUGUAAGACUCAUGAAGACUGGUCCUUCUACAUAUUUUCACCUCAGAACCGAGCCCGGGUCACAUGUCAGAAGGUCAUUGCCCACAAGAUGUUUGACCAUGUGGUCCUGGUGUUCAUCUUUCUCAACUGUAUCACGAUAGCCCUAGAGCGACCUGACAUUGAUCCUAACAGCACAGAACGAGUCUUCCUGAGUGUUUCCAACUACAUCUUCACAGCGAUCUUUGUGGCUGAAAUGAUGGUGAAGGUGGUGGCCCUGGGCUUUUUCUCUGGGGAGAACAGUUAUCUGCAGAGCAGCUGGAAUGUGCUCGAUGGGCUCCUGGUCUUUGUCUCCAUCAUCGACAUCAUUGUCUCCAUGGCCUCAGCUGGUGGGGCUAAGAUCCUGGGCAUCCUCCGGGUUCUGCGGUUGCUGAGGACGCUGAGGCCACUUCGGGUGAUCAGCCGAGCCCCGGGCCUCAAGCUGGUGGUAGAAACCUUGAUAUCAUCUCUCAGACCCAUUGGAAAUAUUGUCCUCAUCUGUUGUGCCUUCUUUAUCAUCUUUGGUAUUCUUGGGGUUCAGCUCUUCAAGGGUAAGUUUUAUUACUGUGACGGGCCAGACACUCGAAACAUCACCACCAAAGACGACUGCUGUGCAGCCCGUUACCGCUGGAUCCGGCGCAAGUACAACUUCGAUAACCUGGGUCAGGCUCUUAUGUCCCUUUUUGUGCUCUCGUCCAAGGAUGGCUGGGUGAACAUCAUGUAUGACGGCCUGGAUGCCGUGGGCAUCAACCAACAGCCCAUCCAGAACCACAAUCCCUGGAUGCUGCUGUACUUCAUCUCCUUCCUGCUCAUCGUCAGCUUCUUUGUCCUGAACAUGUUUGUGGGCGUGGUGGUGGAGAACUUCCAUAAGUGCCGGCAGCACCAGGAGGCGGAGGAGGCGCGGCGGAGGGAGGAGAAGAGGCUUCGCAGGCUGGAGAAGAAGCGUAGGAAGGCCCAGCGCAGGCCGUACUAUGCUGACUACUCACCCACCCGGAGGUCCAUCCACAGUCUGUGCACCAGCCAUUACUUGGACCUGUUCAUUACCUUCAUUAUCGGGAUCAAUGUGAUCACCAUGUCUAUGGAACACUAUAACCAGCCCAAGUCCCUGGAUGAGGCCCUGAAGUACUGUAACUAUGUCUUCACCAUCGUCUUCGUCUUCGAGGCUAUGUUGAAACUGGUGGCCUUUGGGUUCCGUCGAUUCUUCAAGGACAGGUGGAAUCAGUUGGACCUGGCCAUAGUGCUUCUCUCCAUCAUGGGCAUCACCCUGGAGGAAAUCGAGAUGAAUGCCGCCUUGCCUAUUAACCCUACCAUCAUCCGAAUCAUGCGUGUACUCCGCAUUGCUCGAGUACUGAAGCUACUGAAAAUGGCCACUGGGAUGCGGGCCCUACUGGACACCGUGGUUCAGGCUUUGCCCCAGGUAGGGAACCUUGGCCUGCUUUUCAUGCUCCUGUUUUUUAUCUAUGCUGCCCUGGGAGUGGAGUUGUUUGGAAAGCUGGAUUGCAGUGAAGAUAACCCAUGUGAAGGCCUGAGCAGACACGCUACCUUCACCAACUUCGGCAUGGCCUUCCUCACCCUCUUCAGGGUGUCCACGGGUGACAACUGGAAUGGAAUCAUGAAGGACACUCUACGGGAGUGUGCCCGCGAGGACAAGCACUGCCUGAGUUACCUGCCUGUCAUCUCACCCGUCUACUUCGUCACCUUCGUCCUGGUUGCCCAGUUUGUGCUGGUCAACGUGGUGGUGGCUGUGCUGAUGAAGCACCUGGAGGAAAGCAACAAGGAGGCACGGGAGGAUGCAGAGAUGGAUGCUGAGAUUGAGCUGGAGAUGGCCCAAAGCGGCACGGCUCCUGCUGCUGUGGUCCGAGGCCCGGGGCCCCCACCUGGCCCGGACAGCCGGCCACCCAUGGGGAGCCACCAGGCUGGGAGCCCUGAGUCCACUCUGUCCACAAAGCAGAAAACCCUGGAAGGCACUGGCUCUUCCAGGGAGUCCCGAAACCUCCUCGUGGUGCACAAGGUUGCUGUGUCCAGGAUGCACUCCCUACCCAAUGACAGCUACAUGUUCCGGCCUGUGGUGCCAGCCACAGCCCCAAAUACCCUGCAGGAGGUGAAGAUGGAGACAUACCCAGCGAAAGCCCCAACAGGCUCAGUCACCUCUGUUCACUCCCAACCUAUGGAAUCCUGUUCAGCCCUACAAGUCCCAGUGGAAAAUGCAUCGCUCCCAGCCGCGUCUGGGUCCUCCCUUUCCGCCUGUGCUGAGGUUCCAAGGUCCUCACAAAGUACUCCAAGGUCACCAAGCCUGAGUAGGCUGCUCUAUAGACAGGAAGCCUUGCAGACUGAUUCCCUUGAAGGUCAAAUUGCAGAUUCCAGGGACAACCUUACAGGAGAGCCCAGUGAGAAGACCCAGACAAAGCGGGCCCCAUUGGGCAGCCUGGGUGCCUCCCUGAUGUGCCUCAGCCCUCUCUCCCUGCCAGGGACGCCACCUCGCUCUCCAGCCUCAUCCCCACACUCCCGUCCUGCCAGUGUCCGCACCCGCAAGCACACCUUUGGCCAACGAAGUAUUCCCAAGCGGCCCACUGGGCAGAGCAGAGACCCCACCACAGACCCUGAGACCUCAGACCCGGCUGAUGAGGAAGUGAGUCACAUCAACAGCUCAGCCCGGGUGUGGAGGCCCCAGGCGGAGGCCCGCAGCCACUCAGCUUCCACGUUCACUUCCCCAGCCCGAAAGGCUUCUGCUUCCCCUAGUGAUGGCCAUAUGGGAGGCAGUGGGCAGGACAAAGACCUGAAGAAGUUCUAUAGUGUUGAUGCUCAGGGCUUCUUGGACAAACCCGACUGGGCUGAUGACCAGCGGCGUCAUUCGGUAGAUGGGGAUAGCAUCUAUGAGGAGUCCGGGGAGAAAAAGGCCAGGUCAUUUGGCCCAGCUGAGGCCGAGCCUGCCCCAGGGGUACGAAGGAAGAAGAAGAUGAGUCCCCCUUGUAUUUCCAUCGAUCCUCCCACAGAGGAUGAGGGCACCACAGCUCCUCGCCCCCCAGUGUCUGAGAGCAGUGCGACCACUCUGAGGAGGAGGACGCCAUCUUGUGAGGCUGCCCCAACCCCCACAGCCUCCCAUAGGGACUCUCUGGAGCAGGGAGAGAGUGCGGCAAGUGGGAAUGAUAUGCCCCCCAAAGGGGAGUGGCGAGUCCCAGCCCAGUGCCGUUCAGAGCUCCUAAUGGUUCCCAACUUCUCCUUUGAGCUGCCAGAUACAGGUUCUCCAAGUGGUAGUCACUUUUUGGACAGUGGCCAGACCAUGCCUGCCAUCUCCCGGCCAGAUGCGGGAGAUUGCCCCAUUGGGGCAACAACUCCCAUGGAACUCCAAAAAACAGAGCAUUUCAAAUCUUCUGGAGACCCCCCUGAGAAAGGCCAGGAACUCCUCCUCACUGUUCCCCAAAGCCCCCAGAAGAAGUCAGGACCACCCCCCACAACACCCACUACACAUGAUCGAAUAGAUGAACCAGUAUAGCUUUGGGGAUGGGUGUCACUAAGGGCUUUGAUGCUCAGAUUUAGGUCCAUGCCCAGCAGGGGAGGGGGAGAGAAGGGGAUGGCAAGAAUGCAGCCCCACUCUGGCAGAGCUGGGCUGAGCUGGGAUUGCCCAGGGCCCGGGCCCAGGCCGGGGCUAUGACCCCGUAGGUUUGCAGGAGGCCAGGCAGUGGGGCCUACCAUUGGAGCCGAUCCCAGCCAGGGGGCAGGGAGGGCAAUGCAAACAUUUUUUUCUUUUGGAAACAGUACAGGGAAGUCGCUUUUUUGCCCCCCAUAAGCCUCAAUCACAUUGAUUCAGGUUUGGGUUCUUUUUUCUUUUUCCGCCUCUAAACGGCACCUUAUUGUGUAGAAAUGACACAGUACAUGAAAGUGCCCGGGCGACGUGAGCUGUACAGUGUCUGUAUAUCAGCAGUUCUAUAAAUAGAAAUAAUGUAUUUGUGAGAUAAAAAAAGAAAAUGACAAAAAAAAUCUGUCUUCAUAAUGCACAUAUUUUUAUAGAGAAUAAUCCAAAAUGUUGGCCAUUAACCUCCUUCCACAGCUAAGUGGUGUUUCCUUGUGUUUAAUGUGGGAGUGAAUUUCUUUUUCAUUUUCUCUUCCUUCCUUUGCCCUUCUCAUCCCUUUCUUGUCAUCCUCUCAACUUCACCUUGCAGGGGACAUUUCUGGGUGUCUCCCUCUCUUCAGUUCAAGAAGCAUCAUGUCCUCCCUCUGGGGAUAACCAAACCACUACUGACUAGGGCAAUAAUAUAGCGUCAUCCUUUCCCUCCUUCAUCCUUCGCUCCUCUCAUCCCCCCCCCACUCCCAAGCAAUCUUCCCAUAGUAUGUGUGACUUUUUGGUGUUUUAUUUGACAUUUUCUCCUCCUACCAAUUCAGGUUAAAUGUUGCAAUAAUCGGAAGAGAUGUACUCAACGUUUAGCUUCUUGGGCCCAAGGGCCUUGGAGAAGGUG